This is a messenger RNA of Phaedon cochleariae (mustard beetle), 1481 nucleotides long. NCBI's taxonomy places the organism in Eukaryota, Metazoa, Arthropoda, Insecta, Coleoptera, Chrysomelidae. The record is from the annotation of a GenBank genome assembly.
UCUGACUGAAAUUAGUUGGUGAAAUUAUCCAAAGUCUCUGCUCUGAAAGUCUGUAAUCUUGAAAGCACGAAAAGACGAAUCUUGAAAGAUUACAUUAUUCUAAUCAAACAACAAGAAUAAUAAUUCAAUUCGAUAUUGUAAUUGGUUCAUGAAAUUGUAACUGCGAACUGAGGACAUACUCCAUACAAGAGAAAACAGAUAGCUACAAUGGAUGUUCCUAACAAGAGGGCAGCUUCAUCAAUAUUUGAAGAUUUAUCAAAUGUGGAAUUUGAAACCAGUGAAGAUGUGGAAGUUAUCGAAAAGUUCAAAAACAUGAAUCUGAAAGAAGAACUGCUAAGAGGAAUCUUUGCAUAUGGCUUCGAGAAACCUUCAGCUAUUCAACAACGAGCUAUAAAACCUAUUAUGAAAGGCAGAGAUGUAAUUGCACAAGCUCAAUCUGGUACUGGUAAAACUGCCACAUUUUCAAUUUCAAUUUUGCAAGCAGUGGAUUUGACUAUGAGAGAAACCCAGGUGUUGUGCCUAUCACCAACAAGAGAAUUGGCUGUUCAAAUACAAAAAGUUAUAUUAGCUCUUGGGGACUUUAUGAAUGUCCAAUGUCAUGCAUGCAUUGGAGGAACAAACCUUGGAGAAGAUAUAAGAAAACUUGAUUAUGGUCAACAUGUUGUCAGUGGUACUCCAGGAAGGGUAUAUGAUAUGAUAAGAAGAAGAGCUCUACGUACCAGGGCAGUGAAAAUGCUGGUACUAGAUGAAGCUGAUGAGAUGUUGAACAAGGGUUUCAAAGAACAGAUCUAUGAUGUUUAUAGAUUCCUUCCUCCAUCUACACAAGUAGUUCUUAUAUCUGCUACAUUACCCCAUGAAAUUCUAGAGAUAACUUCAAAAUUUAUGACUGAUCCAAUCAGAAUCUUGGUGAAACGUGAUGAAUUGACCCUGGAAGGAAUCAAACAAUUCUUUGUGGCAGUGGAAAGAGAGGAAUGGAAAUUUGACACUCUUUGUGAUCUUUAUGACACCCUCACAAUCACCCAAGCUGUGAUCUUCUGCAACACAAAGAGGAAGGUAGACUGGCUAACGGAGAAAAUGAGGGAAAACAAUUUCACUGUGAGCGCCAUGCAUGGAGACAUGCCACAAAAGGAACGUGACAACAUCAUGAAAGAAUUCAGGUCUGGUCAGAGCAGAGUGCUCAUCACCACUGACGUGUGGGCGAGGGGUAUUGACGUGCAGCAAGUCAGUUUGGUCAUAAACUAUGACUUGCCCAACAAUCGUGAGUUGUACAUUCACAGAAUAGGUAGAUCUGGUCGUUUUGGACGUAAAGGUGUGGCCAUCAACUUUGUUAAAUCUGAUGACAUCAGGAUUUUGAGGGAUAUUGAGCAGUAUUAUUCCACACAAAUUGAUGAGAUGCCUAUGAAUGUUGCAGACUUGAUAUAAAAAUAUGUUAUUUCAUAUAAGUAUAAUAUUUUUAUAUUUAGCAUCAUCUGAAUGACAAG